AUGCAAAGUCAAGUUCCAGAAGAGCACGUGUUAGAGGCGGUGGAAUUAGUCAAGCAGGCACGCAAGCAGGAAUCUAUUAAUGAGGCCGGAGCCCUGAACAAUUUAGCUGUUAAGCUAAGUGUUGGAUACACGAAAACCGGAGAUCUUCAGCACCUUGAUCAAGCUAUCAAUAUUGGGGAACAGAUCAUGCAAACCGUCCCGAAAGACCACUCAACCUUUGCUGUCGGCUCUUUUAACCUUAGCAAUAACUUCUUCCGUCGAUAUCUGAAGCUAAGAGCGAAAACGGAUUUUGAAGGAGCCAUUAACUUUGGUAUCAAAUCAUUACAAGCAACUCCAAGUGAUAGCUUGAAGAAACAUGAACGAUGGAAUGCUAUCGGCACCUAUCUGGAGCAUCGAUAUACAAGAGAGGGUGACAUCGCUGAUCUAGAUCAGGCUAUCAAAAUUGGGGGGCUGGUAGCGCAAGAAACAAAAGACAACGUUGCAUACCAAGAUGAAUAUCGGAGGUAUCUGAAUAAUCUUGGGUUGCGAUACCAAAAGCGAUUCUUGUGGUCCAGCAGCCACCAUGACCUUGAAGAAGCAAUAUCAUGCGGGAAGCAAGCAGUGUUAGGGACUAUAGAUCAUCAUCCGGAUAUUGCCCUGUUCUACCAUAAUCUUUCAAUGGCUCUUGAUAUUAAAUAUACAGAGUCUGAAGCUCUGUGGGACCUGGAAGAAGCCAUUCUUUGGGGCAGGACCGCGAUUUCUCAGACAUAUCCUGAUAACAACCCUGACCUGGCCGGAUAUAAAUCGCAUCUUGGUAUGCGACUAGAGAAGCUGUAUGCGAUCUCCAACAAUAUUCAAGACAUGAAAGAGGCAAUAGAAUGUUAUGACGCGGCUCUUGACCAAGUCAACGGGCUUACGCAAUAUCGCGUCGAGGCGGGUACGAAGCUACUGAGAUGUCAUGCUACGAUGGAAAACUGGGAACAAGCUUUCAUGGCCGCGCAGCUCGCGGUGAGCCUAAUUCCCUUACUGUCUCAUCGUUCCUUAGAAAACUUCGAUAAGCAGUACGUUCUCUGCCAGGCUGCUGGACUGGGAUGUGACGCAGCCGCACUUGGGCUUAAAACCGGCAGAGAUGGUCUGGCCGCAUUGCUCCUUCUUGAACAAGGACGCUGUGUCCUCUCAGAGUCAAUCCAAGAUAUCAGAACGAACCUCAAAGAUCUGAGAGUAAAGCAUCCUCAAAAAGCUGAGGACUUCAUCCAUGCCCGUUCCGAGCUAGAGGAUCCUAUGAUGGAGGUAAUGUCGAUCUUGGAAAGCAGUAAUGAGUCAUUUGUACAAACUCAGGUCAUCCAAACCGAGUCCCAUCGUCACUUUGAGAUUAUAAGAAGGCUGGGAAAAUUGCAAAAUGAAAUCCAAUCAAUUGAUGGUUUUGAAAACUUCGGCAAAACUGUUGAGUUGACAGGACUUGAAGAUUUGAAGCGCAAGCAUCCCGAGAAAGAAGAAGAGUUCAUGCGCCUCUACGAUGAACUACAAAAUUCACAAGGAGAACUAGUCUCGGAAUUCAACAAUCGAUCAAUUUCAAGGCCUGAUCAUAUUUUCGGACGCCACAGACUUAUUUGGGACCUGGGCAAACUCAUAGCAGAUAUCCAAACAAUGCCUGGAUUUGAGGACUUCAUGGAGGUGUCCAGCUCCACGGGUCUCAAAGACUUAAGGCUUAAAUACCCUGAAAAGGCCGAGGUUUUCGUCCGUUUUCGCUCUGAUUUAGAAAGCUGCUUAACACAAGGAGCAUUUGCUUCAGAAAGUAACCAUGAUUCAGUUGCCCAGGUUCAGACGAAUCAUCGAUAUGGGACGGUGAAGAAGCUGGAUGAACUGGUAGCUGAUAUCCGAGCCAUGCCUGGCUUGGAGAAUUUCAUGAAAGCUCCCGACUGGACGGAGAUAAGUGCCGCUGCCAAUAAUGGUCCGAUUGUGGUUAUAAAUGCCAGCGACUACCGAUGCGAUGCAAUCCUGAUUCAGGAGAAUGACGUCAAGACUAUACCCUUGCCAGACCUAAUUCCAGAAGAGGCAAAGCGAAGAAGCAGGCGAGAUCAAAUAGAUAGUCUUUCGACACUGAAGUGGCUGUGGCACACUGUAACUGGCCCAAUUCUAGAUGCUUUGGGGAUCACACAUUCUCCAGUUCAGAGAGAUUGGCCCCAUGUAUGGUGGAUUCCUACUGGCAUCUUAACCAAACUACCCCUUCAUGCCUCAGGUAUUCACUACCAAGGAUCUAUGGAUACAGUGUUAGAUAGAGUGGUUUCAUCUUACAGCACAUCAAUCCGAUCUAUGAUCUACACACGAGAGCAGGACUUCACACCCCCGAGGGCUUCUUCAAAGGCGCUGUUAAUUGGUAUGGAACACACUCCAGAAAAUAGUGAUCUGAAAUUUGCGAAACAGGAGAUCAAUACCCUGGGAAAAAAUAUUCAAAGACAUGUCUCUGGACGUCUUGAAUCAGGCAAAUUGCAAAAACGACGUCGAAUUGCUUCUUCCAGAUUGCAAAAUAUUUCAUUUCGCUGGACAUGGCUACACUGA
Molecule: messenger RNA, 2538 nt
Organism: Clonostachys rhizophaga
Lineage: Eukaryota; Fungi; Ascomycota; Sordariomycetes; Hypocreales; Bionectriaceae
Source: the annotation of a GenBank genome assembly